AACAAAAUGGCAGACAAUACUAUACAUGUAUUACUGAAGACAAUGAAAAUAGUAAUUUAUUACCAGGAUAUAGAUGUCGUUCUGGUACAUCAUCAUUAAAAUCUAUGUCUCAAAUUACCAAUUAUUCUUUAGAACCAGGUAUGGGAUUGGAUAAAUUAAAGAAAGAUGAUAUUAAAAAAUU
This is a messenger RNA of Entrophospora candida, 181 nucleotides long. The record is from the annotation of a GenBank genome assembly. Lineage: Eukaryota; Fungi; Glomeromycota; Glomeromycetes; Entrophosporales; Entrophosporaceae.